Messenger RNA from Trichomonas vaginalis G3, 1227 nucleotides. Its product is annotated as protein ubiquitination. Lineage: Eukaryota; Parabasalia; Trichomonadida; Trichomonadidae. The transcript has a single exon. Gene Ontology annotation, molecular function: protein binding. The record is from RefSeq and is a predicted model, not a curated record. The coding region runs from base 1 to 1227 and encodes 408 amino acids.
AUGGAACUUGCUACAAAAAUUGCUGAAGAAUACCAUUGCGAAAACAAUUUACAUAUAAAAGACGAAAGUCCAUUUUUUAAAGCCUUGAUCAAUGAUAAUCUCGGAGAAUUUAUAUCAUUAACAAAUGGAGGUAAAGAGACAUCUACUUUAACACUUCAAUUUUGUUGCCGACAUGGUGCAAUUAAUUGUUUUAAUUAUUUACGAUCGGAAAGGAACAUAACAAUAGACUCUUUAUGCCUUUGUAAUUCAUUUAUUGGUGGAAAUUUAGACAUCAUUAAAGAAUGCUUGAAAUAUAAAGAACCUGAUUAUGAUGAUGCAGUGGAAUAUGCAAUUUUUUCUCAUGAUUUAGACUUAAUUAAUUUUUUGAGGGAUAAUUAUCAUUUAGAAAUUAGUCCGUAUUAUUGUGCCAUGCAUGUUAACCUUGAAGCAUUUUUGCUUUAUUAUGAAAAAACACACAAUAUUAAUAAAUGCUUUAAAUAUUCACCAGGAUUUGGUAUUCCUUCUCUUUGCGAAUUUUCCCUCUUGAAUCUUGCAAAUAUCAAUUCAUUCGAUUUCGAUGGAAAUGCACUUCAUUGCGCAAUAAAAUAUAAUCAUAUAGAUAUUGCAAAAUAUAUAAUUUUACACGGUAUUGACAUGAAUUAUAAAGUCAAAUUAUAUCAAACACCUCUUCUAUAUGCGCUAUCACAUAAUAAAAAAGAUUUUACUAAGCUUCUUGUUAAUUCUGGAGCAAAUACAAAUAUAUUGACAGAUGAAUUCGGCCAAUCUGCUCUACACUAUGCAAUAAUAAAUGAAGAUCAAGAAAAUGCAGCCCUACUUAUUUGGCAUGGUUCAAAUGUAAAUGCAAAGAAUCAAAAAAGUGGUGCAACGGCACUUCAUUUCGCAUCAUUAUUAAAGAAUAAGGAACUUUUGGAUCUUCUAAUUUCAAAUGGUAUUAAUGUUGAUACAAAAGAUUAUUAUGGAAACACUGCUCUUAUGAUUUCACUUUUAUUCAACUUUGUUGAACAUGUGAACUUUUAUAAGUCGUUCAGUGGGCACUUCGAUUAUCGUGAAUCAACAAAUAACAAAAAUAGUACGGAAGUUGUUGAAUUUCUUAUUGCUAAAGGUGAUGAUGUAAAUGUCAAGAAUAAUCAAGGAAAUACUCCUCUUCAUCUGGUUUCAUUAUUUUCUGAUAUAAUCCAAGCUAAGUAUCUUAUUUCUCAAAAUGCAAAAAUUAAUGAAGUCAAUUGA